AUGGCCCGAGUAAUGGGAAAAGUAUGGGAGUCGUACUACCUGCGGCCUGCCGGAGACUUCACUUCCACACUCAUCCCAGUUUUCCUCUACGGGACGGCCUGGAAGAAGGACCGGACGGCCGACCUGGUCUACACCGCGGUCAACGCCGGUUUCCGGGCCAUCGACACGGCAGCACAGCCUCGACAUUACCAAGAGCAUCUGGUCGGCGAUGGAAUCCGUCGUGCGAUUGUGGAUAGGGUUGUUCGUCGAGAGGACCUCUACGUGCAAACCAAAUUUAGCCCUGUCUCGGCACAGGACCCCAGUAACAUGCCAUAUGAUGCGGAGGCCUCUGUGACAGAACAGGUACAUGCGUCGAUCCAAUCCUCGCUGCAUAACCUUCGUCCUUCCGAGGACCCGAGGACUGCCGAUGAUGCGUAUAUCGAUACGGUGGUAAUUCACUCCCCGCUGCGUACCAUUGACCAGACAUUAGAGGCCUGGCUGGCCCUGGAGACCUACGUGCCCCAUCGCAUCCGCAACCUGGGCAUCUCUAAUUGCUCUCUACCCGUGCUUCAUGAACUGUUCAUGGCCCCCGAGGUGAAGGUGAAACCCGCCGUGGUGCAAAACCGAUUCUACGAGGACACCCUCUUCGAUACAGAUCUACGGAUCUUUUGUCGCGAGAAUCAGGUCAUCUAUCAGAGCUUCUGGACGCUGACUGCCAACCCGGAUCUGGUGCGCUCUGACCCUGUCCAGCAACUUGCUACCCUGGUUCAGAUCAGUCCGGCAUCAGCGUUGUACACCCUUGUGAUGGGGCUGGGGGAUAUUGUUGUGCUGAAUGGGACAAAAAAUGAGGGUCGUAUGAAAGAAGACCUGGCAGCUCCACUUGCCGUGAAGGAGUUCACCAGAACGCAUCCAGCCCAAUGGCAGCAGCUCCUGACAGGGUUUCGAGGGAUGGUUGGAGAUCCCACCUCAUAG
Penicillium canariense is the source of this 951-nucleotide messenger RNA. RefSeq names its product putative aldo-keto reductase (AKR). The record is from RefSeq and is a predicted model, not a curated record. Gene Ontology annotation, molecular function: aldose reductase (NADPH) activity. Gene Ontology annotation, cellular component: cytosol. Bases 1 to 951 code for a protein of 316 amino acids. NCBI's taxonomy places the organism in Eukaryota, Fungi, Ascomycota, Eurotiomycetes, Eurotiales, Aspergillaceae. The transcript is spliced from 2 exons.